UUAUAAAUAUGAACUAUUCAUUCUUGGUAUUCUGAUGACUUAACUUUUAGGGUGCACCAUCUCAGCAAAGUCAUAACACUGUCAAUAUGAGUGGUACUCACCUUAAAGGAGCUGGUGGACCAUCUGGAAGACUCAAAGGAAGUCAUGCAGAUCUUUUAGGGAAACGUUUAGGAAGCUCCCGUCUUACACAAGUUGGGAGAUAUAUCACCUCUGAUAAUAAUUAUCCUGGCUACUCAAGUGCAGUGGAGCCAAAGAACCAUCAGAGUAUGAGCUUUGUGAAUCCUUAUGCUAAUCAGAUCUUCCAAGAACUUAACAAGCCUGCACCAAGAUCCCCUGACGAUUCUUUAAAAUAAGAGAUUGGAGAAUCUUGAACUUCAAAAUUCAAACUUAAAACAUAAACUGAAAAGAAACAUUAAUCAACUUGAGAGACACCAGUCUUCACAAUCUUCUGCUCCUCAAAUUCCUAAUACAAUUUCACAGCCUCCAUGGAUGCAGAGUCCCAUGCUUCCCAUGCCUCCUGCCUACAUGAACCACCAAGAUGAGGAAGAUAGUGAAGAAGAAAGAAGAGCUAGGAAGAAGAAAAGGAAAGAGGAAAAAUAAACGAAGAAGGAAAGACAAGAAAGCUAAAAAGAGACGUAAAGAAAAACGAAUCCGAAGACGCGAGCGUGAAAAGAUUAGGAAAGAAAAUCCAGAUAUCAGCUUUAGUAGUUCUAAUGAUAGUGAGCUUGAUACUUCAAGUGAUGACUCCCAAAUGGAUGAUGAAACCAGGAAGCGCAAAGAAAUAGCUAAAAUUAUUAGAGAUACUAACAAAGAUACCAGCUAUAAGCAUGCUAAGGAUGUCAUGAGGAUGAAAGACAGAUUAUCUAACGACAAGUACUACAGAAAAGAGCUUCUUAAUAGCCUCGGAAUCCCUAAAUUUGACCCAGGGGAAGAAGUCAACGCAGAGCUUGAUUUUGAUGAUGAAGAGUAUAAGAAAUUAGAAGAAGCUAAGAAGAAGAGGCAAGAGGGGCUUCAGAACCAUAACUUAUUUGAAAAACUUAUUAUAAAAGCCCAGGAUAAGCUGUCUUCAUCAACCAAGAUGAAAGCUGGGAGAAAGUUCAGAGUUUAUAGCAAGGUAUUCGUAGAGCUCAUCUCUAUUCUCAUGAAGUUGAGGAACAAAGAAAUAGAUAAAAGGAAUGAUAAUAUUAACAACUUCAAAGACAGUUUAGUACUAUAUAUUGAUGUAGCCAAGAAUUUCAUUCUAAGUCAAAUAAAAGUACCUGUACAAGGACUUCUGCAAGACCAAUCCUUUACCAUUGAUUUUGUAGAUGCCUUUACAGCUCCAACUAUUGAUAGCCGUUUCAGAAAAGCUAAAGUCAGAGUUGAAUCAAUAGUUGGUAGUUUGCUAAAGGCUGCAACUGAGACUGAGUUUCCUCAUAGUUUGCUCCUCUUCCUUAACGAGCUGACUAGUGAUGGUACCUUUAUUCCAAACAACUUCUUAACAAUCUUUGAAUUACAUCGAGUCAUUUUAACAAAAUAUGGCUCUCUAAAAUCUCCUACUGAUGAGGCAAAGCAGAUGAUAAUAGCCUUUUUCCUUUUUGGGUAAGAUUCUAACAGGAUUGAUAUUUCUACAACCUGAAACUGUCGGAGUUGGAAUCAACAUUAACACGACUUGAAGACAGAAUUUCAAAGUUCUAGCUUCGAUAAUUUGGCAUGCCUGUCUCAAGUACCUUAAAACAUAUGUAAAAUGCAUCGACCCUAAAAAUGACGGAGAUUACUACACUAAAUAACGGCCGAAAAAUACGCAAGAAAGAAACUGAUAUCAUCAGUGAAGAUCUUUAUAGCGAAAGAGAGUUGACCCAAAUUUUUGCUAGAGAAGUCAAAUGGUUUAAUCUCCUUGCAGCUAAAAUUGGGAAGUUCCUGAGGAACAUCACAGCAAUGCUCCCUAGGCAUAAAGAAAUAAAAGAGUUACAAGAGAAAUCCUAAUAGCAGUUCAAUAUUAUUAUUUCAAUAUCU
Moneuplotes crassus is the source of this 1995-nucleotide messenger RNA. Lineage: Eukaryota; Ciliophora; Spirotrichea; Euplotida; Euplotidae. The record is from the annotation of a GenBank genome assembly.